Molecule: messenger RNA, 3445 nt
Organism: Entelurus aequoreus (snake pipefish)
Lineage: Eukaryota; Metazoa; Chordata; Actinopteri; Syngnathiformes; Syngnathidae
Product: gastrula zinc finger protein XlCGF57.1-like
Exons: 2
Coding region: 194-1957 (587 amino acids)
Biological process (GO): central nervous system development; regulation of transcription by RNA polymerase II
Cellular component (GO): nucleus
Molecular function (GO): RNA polymerase II cis-regulatory region sequence-specific DNA binding; DNA-binding transcription factor activity, RNA polymerase II-specific
Source: RefSeq, a predicted model, not a curated record
UGUAGUGACAGUGACCAAGAUGGCCGACAGAGCGGCUUUGUCCUCCUGAAGAAGUUUCAAACUAAUAUUCUAACGGUUAUGUAGAUUGUUAAAUAUUCCUCUUUUCUAAAGCCCACGAAACGCAAGUUGAGUUUGGAGCGAUGGAGUGAAGUGAAGAUUGAAGACUUGAUAGAACGUGGACGACUCUGCUAAGAUGGCGACGUUCAAGAAAAGAGAACGUGAAAGAGAAUCAGCAACGGAGAAAAAGACCAGAACUUCAAAUGAAGAUGAACGAGUUGAAGUUUCCAACAACGUCAUUUUGGAGGCUGGCGGAAGCCCCGAAAAGAGCGUUGAUGAUAAAUUAGCUGACUUUGUUGAACGCCGCAAACAAAGAACGGCCAUGAUUGUUAGCUUGAAUGCGAAGAAAGAAGAGAGUAAGAGAUGUGCAGUGUGUGAAGAGAAGACUGGACCACAUGUCCACAUCAACCUGCAGAGGAUUGGAGACGUCCAGCAGCUGAUUGGUCAUCCAGAAGAACUUCCCUCUCAGUCGGUAGAGGGAAGCGCCACUUCGAAGCAGAAGACUCCACAGCAACCCCACUUAAAAAAGGAAGAGGAAGAACUCCGGAUCACUCAGGAGGGAGAGUGUCUUCUAGGGUCAAAAGAAGCUGACCUCACCAAGUUGCCACUGACUGUUGUCUCUGUGAAGACUGAAGAUGAUGAAGAGAAACCACAACUAGACACAGUUGUAUCUCCACUACCAGAUAGUGAGGCUGAAGACGAGGUUGAAGUAACUUUGAGCAGCGAUACAGACUGUGAAGGUGAUGUGAGGACUCACACCGACAACAAACACUCUGAAUGCCUCAAAAAGAGGAGAGGUCAAAAACUUUUGAGCUGCUCAGUUUGCGCGAAAGGUUUUACUGCAAAAAGCCAUUUGAUUCAGCACAUGAGAACACACACAGGAGAAAAGCCGUUUAUUUGUUCAGUUUGUGGUCAAAGGUUUGCCAAAAAGAGCAAUUUGACUGAACACAUGAGAACGCACACAGGAGAAAAACCAUUUAUUUGUUCAGUUUGUGGCCAAAGGUUUGCUAAAAAUAGCCAUUUGACUCAACACAUGAUAACGCAUAGUGGAGUAAAAACGUUUAAUUUUAGUUGUUCAAUUUGUGGUAAAAGCUUUUCUCAAAACAGGUAUUUGACUGAACACAUGAAAAUGCACACAGAAGAAAAAACAUUUAAUUGCUCAGUUUGUGAUAAAAGCUUUUCUCGAAAGAGUGGUUUGACCCAACACAUGAGAACACACACAGAAGAAAAAUUUUGUUGCUCUCUUUGUGGUAAAAGGUUUUUUUUCAGACAAAGUUUGACUCAACACAUAAUGAAACACACAGGGGAAAAACCAUUUAAUUGUUCAGUUUGCAGUAAAAGCUUUCCUAAAAAGUAUGACUUGACUCAACACAUGAGAACACACACCGGAGAAAAACCAUUUUAUUGUUCAGAUUGUGGUAAAAGCUUUUCUCAAAAGAGUGGUUUGACCCAACACAUGAGAACACACACAGGAGAAAAACCAUUUAUUUGUUCAGUUUGCGGUAAAAGUUUUCAUCAAAAAGUCAAUUUAACUGAACACAUGAGAACACACACAGGAGAAAAACCAUUUAAUUGCUCAGUUUGCGGUAAAAGUUUUCCUCAUAAGAGCAAUUUAAUUCAACACAGGAUAACACACACGGGAGAAAAACCAUUCAAAUGUUCAGUUUGUAGUAAAGGUUUUCCUCACAAGAGAAAUUUGAUCCCACAUAUGAGGACACACACAGGAGAAAAACCAUUUAAUUGUUCAGUCUGCGAUAAAAGCUUUUCUCAGAAGAACAGUUUGGCUGAUCACAUGAGAACACACACAGGAGAAAAACCCUUUACUUGUUCAGUUUGCAAUAAAAGCUUUCAUACCAGACAAGGUUUGACCCAGCACAUUAGGUCACACACGGGAGAAUAACCGACUUGCUGUUAAGUUUGUGGUGACUAGCUGGGGAGGAACCGUCGUCUUCUUCAGUGACGCUUUUACCGCCUCCAGAAUGCCCGAUCUUGAACACCAACAACACGACUCGAUUUGCCUGGAACUACACCUGGUUGCAUGGUGGCCAUGUUUUGCGUGUGCAGACCACAAUCAGAUGAUGACUCAUUGGACAACGUAAUAUCUGAGCAUAUUGACUCUAUCCAAGACUUCCACCUAAAGUCUGAAAUUAUUCUUCUUGGGGAUCGGAAUGGCCAUCAUGGAGACUGGCUGGGAAGUAAAAAGACGUGACACUCAUGGGGAUUGAGCACGUGAGUUAGUUAUACUCUGAAGCCUCCGCCAACUAGUUGAUGAUUCUACAAGGUUUGGGAAGGAUGGAAUUUGCUCCAAACUGGAUGUCUUCCUUAGUAGUUCGCCAGACAAUCAUGUUGUCACUCUCAGUGCUCCUCUUGGCUCCUCUGACCACUGUGUGGUAUCUACUGUGGCUCACUAUAAUCUUCCAGCAAUAUCGUAAAGUUUGGAACAACGGCAAAGCACAUUGUGAUGGAAUGCGUUCAUACUUGGCUGAUGUUAAGCAGAACUCUCUCUCAAAAGAACAAGGAGCCAAUGCAGCGUGGGCCUAUAUUAGUGACAGCAUUAAGGAUGCCAUGGACCUCUUCAUACCCUCUAAAACAACAAGUAUAGUUACUCUGACACACCAUGUAUUAAUGACGAAUACCAUAAAGGAAGCAGAAUGCUUAUCGUAGGCGGAUCAUUCAACUCUAAAUCAAAUGGGAUCAUGAGUUGUAGAUUCCCAUCCUCAGUUUUUUGUUUUAAAACGUGUUUCCCUUUAUGAUGGACUAUCUUAGGGACUCUGAAACAACUUCUUUUUUUUUUUUUUUUACAACAUCAAAUCUGUUCUUUUCUAUACUCAAAAAUGUCUGCUAUAACAUUUAGUAAAAUCUAUAUUGGAACUAUUUCCACAGCACAUGUAUGUGACAUUUUCACUCUGCUUUAAUCUGACUUCUUGCUAGGAAUACGCUUGUUUGCCCACAAUCUGCUCGAGUCCUCAAACCUAUGCUGAAAUCUUCAAAGCAAGUUUUGUUUAAAAAAAACAACAACAACAUAACAAUAUACUUUUUUCCUGGAAGAAGAAAUACCAAAUGUUGUCCUGGUUUGUGAAGAGACAUAUUUUAGCUGAGUUUUUAAAUAUGUUUAUCUUCUUCUGUUUUAUGGAAAUAUUUUGGUUUAUGUGACGUCACGUAGGAAUCACUUCCUGUUGUAUGUAGUCACGUCAUGUAUGGAUCUUCAUAUUUACCUGUACUGUAUAGUAGUUGUGCUUUAAUAUCUUGCUUUAUUUUCUGAAUAGUAAUGAUAGUCUGGCAACUACUGAAGAUAUUUUUCUUAUGACCACAUUUCAAAAUGUUUUAUAAGAUAUAUUUAAUUUUAUUGAUCAUUAUAUUGCUGUUUUGAAAGAUGGCGUUGUUGCUG